Messenger RNA from Phaeodactylum tricornutum CCAP 1055/1, 1751 nucleotides. RefSeq lists its product with no specific name. The record is from RefSeq and is a predicted model, not a curated record. Lineage: Eukaryota; Bacillariophyta; Bacillariophyceae; Surirellales; Neidiaceae. The coding region runs from base 177 to 1751 and encodes 524 amino acids. The transcript has a single exon.
CUUGACUGUGAGUGAGCGACGGCGAUUCUCGCAGUCAACGAAAACGGUGAGCCAACCAAACAGAGCAGAGUGUAGUCUUGCCUCACUGCCAACAAUGUGCAUAUGGUUAACAAACAGCAGCACUUGACACCAAACUAGGAUCUUAGCUCAACAAAAGAACGAGUCGACGCGACAUUAUGAAAUUAGCCGAUAACAACCAACGCAAAAAACGAAUCAGCCGCAAAGAACAAAAGGCUCGGAAAAAACAACGCUGUCAAAGCGGGCCAGACAAAACCUUUUCACCAUCGGAACACUCGGCAGAAUCAGCAACAGCUGUGUCAAGCCCUGUGCCUAGUCUCGAAGACCCGGAUGAUUCUUACAUUCCGACACCGAUUCCUACGUACGAUCAGCUACGUGCUCAACACAAGGCCAAGCCCCUCGGAAAAUGGUUUCCGAAAGCGAUGGUACUCAAAUCGACCCUUCCCGAGAAUCUAUCCUCUAAGGCGAGUCUCGUUCUGUUUUACCAGUACAUUAAUCCGGCUUGGCCCGAGUCGGUAGUACAGACACUGAUGGGAUUUCUAUAUGAACUUGCCCAGCGGAGAACGUUGGGCGGGCGCAUCCGUGUGGCCCCCGAAGGCGUUAACGCCACCAUUUCCUCCGUCGACACGGAAAAUUCGACUGCUGCUACGACGUUGCGACAUUUCGCCCGAGAUUUGCAACGAUUCCAUGAAGGUUUUCUACAAACCGAUUUCAAAUUCAUUGAUGGUUUGUCGACGGACCGACACUUUACCAAUUUCAAAAUGUUCCCCGUGCAGGAACUCGUCUUUUACGGACUCUCCAGUGAACAAGCACCCCUCAGUAAAGGUGGUGUUCAUUUAGAGCCAAACGAGUUUCAUAAACGUUUGGAAGAUGAGGGCACCGUUGUUGUUGACGUCCGGAACCACUACGAAGCCCUGAUUGGUAGGUUCAAUGGCCAAGAGCAGCAGAAUGAAAAAGGAGCGGCUGAAUACGUCGACCCCAUGAUGCGCAAAUCUACCGAUUUUUCGUCUUGGUUGGAGAGACCUGGGACGCAAGAAAGGUUACGAGGGAAGCAGGUGCUCUUAUAUUGUACUGGCGGCGUGCGCUGCGAACGAGCAUCAGCCUAUCUGAACCAGAAAAUGGGAUCGAAUUUGAAGGGAGUAUAUCAACUGAGAGGUGGUAUCGAACGCUACUUGCAAGCCUUCCCGGAUGGGGGCCACUGGCGAGGGAAGAAUUUCGUCUUUGACAAGCGCGAAGCGGUAGGCGUGGACAACCCCGAUGGUGACGGUGGGAUUGUGCGGAAAGGAAUGAAGCCGAUCCAGAUCGAGACGCAGUGCUGCAUCUGUCAUAAGCCAUGGGAUCGAUACAUAGGUAAAAAGAAAUGCGAAACCUGUGGCGUUCCUGUCUUAAUGUGUGAUUCGUGCAUGUCAUCAAUCAAAAAACGAAAUCCGAAACCUCUCGUUCGCUGUCCGUUAUGCAUUGAGGAAAAUGUGACAGUCCGGGCGGAAGAGGUUGAAUACACCAAUAAUGGCGUCAACGUGACGGCGUCGACAAAUACGUCAGAGGCAAAAGGAAAGAUGGCACCAUCGAUUUUGAAAUGGGGCGGUGGUCAUGCCUCGCAAAAGAAAGACAAGCGACGGUUCCAGGGUAAGCCGUGUCGAUUUGGCGCGGAGUGCAGUAGGCCUGACUGUUUCUUUGCCCAUCCGUCAGAGCGGUGUGAGAGCAAAUCAAAGUUAACUCUUCAUAAAGCAUAA